Molecule: messenger RNA, 1317 nt
Organism: Boeremia exigua
Lineage: Eukaryota; Fungi; Ascomycota; Dothideomycetes; Pleosporales; Didymellaceae
Exons: 1
Coding region: 52-1134 (360 amino acids)
Source: RefSeq, a predicted model, not a curated record
GACCCGAGUGAUAACCAGCAACGAAAAGAAUAACAACCAUAAGAUCGUAUCAUGCUCAGACUCAAGCGAACACUUGCCGCAGUGCGAGAACGCACACGACAGAUACUUGCACAGCCAGACACUAGUCAACAACAACAAUGUUCCAGUGACUCGGAAAGCUCACCCAUUUCUCCCUACACCGCUGUUGCAGCGCUCGCACCAGUCCUCUCGGGUGCCGAACUAAAUACUGAUCAGCACACCACAUCUAUACCACUGAUGACGAUCCACAAGGUUUCUGCAACUCUCACGAUCACCACUGACGUCAUGCGAGCCUCUGAGUUUUCCCAUGGCUCUGGUCUGCUUGUGUAUAUUAACGGAACACUCAUGAGCGCGGCGUGCGUAGCCCUUAAGACCAAUAUUGCCACUAUGAAAUUGAUCAAACGACUGCCUCUGGAUAAGCCAGGUAUGUUCGGAGCACGUCUUGGGGCUGCUUUUGCUGAUGACAGGAGUGAAGUGGAAAUCACCUGGGCAGAGGUGGAUGAUGUGGCGGAACGGGACUGGCGCGAGGCGGAGCGAGUCUGGGCACCAUUUCCUGGAGGACCAUAUGGAUCAUUGGGAUCAGACGAUUGCGACGAUGAAUUCUGUCGACGAUAUAGUUCGGCAGAUGGGGAGGAUUGGGCAGCGUUCUCAACCCGUCGGCAAUCAGUGUCCAGCUAUGGGUCUCUUUCACUGCGGCCUGAUCGUAGUGCCUUCUCUUCGUCGUGCCAGUAUACUGAUACUGAGGAUGCGUCUGGCACAGCAGGGGCAAUGAACCAAGCCCAGACUGUUGUGACUGGUGCUGAGUUCGAUACUCUGUCGUACUGCUCUGGAUCCUUCAGUGGCACGUCAUCACGGUGUGAGGAUCAAGACUCGAUCGAGCUGACGACCAUACAGCGACCACAAGCACCAUGUGAAGUGUUCUCCAGAUCGCAUUUGGAUACAGAGUAUGUCUCAUCCUUGUGGUCUCCAGGGAAAGGCACAGGACCUAUCAUGUCUAGUGACGAGUUCGACGCACUGUCAGACUGGUCUGACGGUGGGAGUGACCCGGAAUGGAAUAGCAUUCUGGAAGAGCCACUGGACUGCAAUGGGCUUGUAUGUGAGGGCAGUGUGCAGUGACAGUUUGGAUUGCGACGAAGAGACGUAUGGAAGCAAGGUAGGAAGAUGGCAGAGCAGAUUGAAACUUAGGUACCUAAUGCACAAAUUUGGAUAAAGCUUUGCGUGACUAUGGUUGUGAAUGCACGUGGUCUCUUCACAUAAGCAGGCACAUGUAUUGAUAUGAGGGAGGAAGAUAGUAAAGCA